AUGUCGGCAUCUCCGUUCCAGACAUAUCUCAGCCGCUCGGUUGAUAUCUUCCGCCGCAACACCGCAAAGGUCUUGCGGAUGGAACCUCAGCCUAACAGCACUGCCCUCCCGAUCUUCUCGUUCACCGAUGCCCAGCCGCCAGUGAACCCCCCUUCGGACUUUGCCACCGGCAGUGACAUCGACAUCGGAGGUCUGAGCACCAAUGAGCUCACUGCGGUGCCCUCACAAGAAGCCGAGGGCGGCCUGUCGCACAUUGCAUUCCAUGGCAACAUGUCACUGGCAGUGCCUCCUCAAUACGCCGGACAGAUCCGCACAGGCUACGCAGGCUUCCGUAACAAGUCACGCCCAUCCCUGUUUGGUGACGAUACCUGGAACCUUGACUUGUACUCGCACAUCAAGGUCGAGGUCGCGUACCGUGGUUUGGAGGCAUGGAGGAGCCGCUGGGUCGUCAACAUCCAGACUGCUGGUCCCGUCAAGUCGGAUCUCUUCCAGCACCGUUUGGAUCUUCCCUCCAACUCCACAUCCACCCAAUCUGGUGCCACUCUUGACCCCCUGCACUGCACUGGCCUGCAGUUCACCACUCUCUACCUCCCCAUCUCGUCAUUCCUCCUCACCAACAUGGGCACUACAUCCGAGGUGCAGAUUACGAUGAUGAGGCAGAAGGUCCGCACGUUCGGUUUCGCUCUCCUUGGUGGUGGACGUGACGAUGCCAUUGCCCCCACUCCUGCCCAGCAGGCUGCCAUUGAGCGCGGUCGUAUUAUGGCUGCUGGUGGCUUUGGCCGUCCUGGUGUCGAUGAAGAGCCAGACGCCGAGCUGGAGGAGCUUCUGGCGUCGGACCGCCCCGCCGGUAUGCCUGCACCUUCGUACGCCAAGCCGGCUGUGGCCGGUGCGUACCACCGUGUGGGUUCUGCGGGUCCCGCCCCCGUCCUGACCCCACAUGCGCUGGACAGGGAGGGAUACUACGAGCUCUGUGUGCGGAGCGUCGAGGCCGUCAACUAUGAUCCCGAGAUGGACUAG
Molecule: messenger RNA, 1017 nt
Organism: Apiotrichum porosum
Lineage: Eukaryota; Fungi; Basidiomycota; Tremellomycetes; Trichosporonales; Trichosporonaceae
Exons: 3
Coding region: 1-1017 (338 amino acids)
Biological process (GO): mitochondrial electron transport, NADH to ubiquinone; mitochondrial respiratory chain complex I assembly
Cellular component (GO): mitochondrion
Source: RefSeq, a predicted model, not a curated record